Messenger RNA from Acomys russatus (golden spiny mouse), 1190 nucleotides. RefSeq names its product chromosome 26 C16orf95 homolog (gene C26H16orf95). NCBI's taxonomy places the organism in Eukaryota, Metazoa, Chordata, Mammalia, Rodentia, Muridae. Bases 336 to 977 code for a protein of 213 amino acids. The record is from RefSeq and is a predicted model, not a curated record. The transcript has 7 exons.
UGAGUAGCCAAUCAGCUGUCAGCUCAGUGCACGACCAAAUACGACAGCUCCUGAUUGGUUGAUCUAGGGCCAAUCAGUGGGUCGAGCGGGAAGCUGUUGAAACACCCGCAACCCUCCAGCCCUAGCGAGGACCUUGGACCUCACCUGGCUCUGGUCUCACAGGCUGUGUAGCGUAUGCCCAGCACAGCGCAUCAUGACAGAUCAGGUCAGCCAAGAGCCUGCACAGGUGACCUCGGAGCUCACCUGUGAGUGCCCGGAGCUCAAAGGCUGCCGAGUCCAGCGGUAGCGCGGUGGCAAGGAAACGGAAAGGCGACCUACUCUUUCCAUCCCUGGAAAUGUCAGGAGCAGGCCUUCAGGCAUGGCUGUAUGCAGGAAGGGUUCAUUUCAGACCUUUGGAAAGGAAGUGUGCAUCACAGGUGUACCCUGGCCUCCACACUGUCCUGCAGGAGUGUAUGUGUUGCCAAUGCUAUGCCAGGUUUGGGGGCCACCUGCCUGUACCCCGGGCUGAUGCACUGCUGCCCUACUGGGUCCCUCUGUCCCUGAGACCACGAAAGCAGGUCUCGAAGAUGAUGCGGUGUUAUGUCCCCAGAGGCAUAAUGUCAUGUCGCUGCCCCUGCCACUGCUUUGGGGGCCGCCUUCCGAUGCCCAGGGAUAGGGCUGUUAUGCCUUACUGGGUGCCUCAAGGGCUGAGGUCACAGAAGAAGGUGGUGAAGCAGCUGGAGAACGUUAGAGACACUCCAGAUAGCCCCCUAAACUCAAACAGAUGGUAUGGCUGUUGGCGGGUCUGUGGGGACCAGCUUCUCCUCCUCAAGUGGCAGCAGCUCCAGGACCUUCAUCAAGAUGAGCCGCCAUAUCCUCCAGAGGAUGAGUCCCACUCUGGCCGCCUAGGCCUCCUGCCCAUCAGCUUCAGUCUCCUGACCCUGCUCCAGGCUGUCCUGAGGGCCAUCAUGGCCAUUCGCCAUUUGUUCUGGGACUGAGUUGGAGUCUUCGGCUACUGUCAAGAUCCCCAGCGAGAAUGUCAUUCACGAUCACGGCCUUCAAGGGGUGCCCUCAGAUCAGGGGGACCUGUGACACUUGCUGUUUCCACAAGCGAAAAGAUCUGCACCUACGAUCCAAUCGGAGCUAGGAGCCGUCAUGUGACUGUUAGUUGACGAGGGGCUGGUGGGAACGUCCAAAUGAGUCUUAUGAAU